AUGAUUCCACCAGCGGAUUCUCUUCUGAAAUACGACAAUCCAGUUCUGAUCAAGAGUACAGAUCCAGUGUCACCAAAGGCACGACCUUUGAGAGUGAGCCCUCAACAGCUGGUUGACUCGGGACCUGUUCCACCUCCCCCCAAACCAAAAUCCCCCUCCGCUGAGGCCACCAGGCAGCAAAAUGAGGAGAUCUUGAAUGUCAUCCUUCCACCCAGGGAAUGGACAGAGGGAAACCAACUGUGGAUGCAGCAAGUGUCGAGUGCACCUUGCACAAGAGCGGAUGUUAUCAACCUGGAAGAAGAACUUGAUAAAAAGAUCCAGCAGAGACAGGCCAGAGUGACCGGCGUCUGCCCCAUCCGCAGGGAGCUGUACUCCCAGUGUUUCGAUGAACUAAUCAGACAGGUGACAAUCAACUGUGCCGAGCGGGGUCUGCUGCUGCUGAGGGUCAGAGACGAAACCCAAAUGACCAUCGCAGCCUAUAGGACACUGUAUGAGAGCAGUGUGGCUUUUGGCCUGAGAAAAGCACUGCAGGCCGAGGAAGGAAAAACCGAGACAGAAAAACAAAUUCUAGACCUGGAGAGUGAGGUCCGAGACCUAAAGAAGCAGCUGAAUGAACAGAAAGCCAAAACUGAAAGUAUUGAAAAGAGAGAAGCUGAAAAGCGCCUGCUGGAAGAAAAGAAGCAUCUCGAGGCCAUUCAUCUCCUGAAAAGAACCAAUGAGCAGCUUAAGACCCAGCUGGAAGGGAUAGUCACACCAAAGUAA
This is a messenger RNA of Salarias fasciatus (jewelled blenny), 762 nucleotides long. It is a transcript of the gene dnali1, whose product is annotated as dynein, axonemal, light intermediate chain 1. Bases 1 to 762 code for a protein of 253 amino acids. Gene Ontology annotation, molecular function: dynein heavy chain binding. The transcript has 6 exons. Gene Ontology annotation, cellular component: ciliary base; axoneme. The record is from RefSeq and is a predicted model, not a curated record. Lineage: Eukaryota; Metazoa; Chordata; Actinopteri; Blenniiformes; Blenniidae.